Messenger RNA from Wallemia mellicola CBS 633.66, 3155 nucleotides. Its product is annotated as SIN1-domain-containing protein. The coding region runs from base 1 to 2679 and encodes 892 amino acids. Gene Ontology annotation, molecular function: phosphatidylinositol-4,5-bisphosphate binding. Gene Ontology annotation, cellular component: cytoplasm; plasma membrane; TORC2 complex. NCBI's taxonomy places the organism in Eukaryota, Fungi, Basidiomycota, Wallemiomycetes, Wallemiales, Wallemiaceae. The record is from RefSeq and is a predicted model, not a curated record. Gene Ontology annotation, biological process: TORC2 signaling. The transcript has 5 exons.
AUGAGCUUAGUGAGCGAUACGGAUUAUCAUUUACAAUUACUAAGAUUAGCAUUCAUACGCCAUGUAUCUCCAUCUACACCACUUAAAUUAGCGAAAUCAUCGACAAAUCCAUACUUGAACGUAGCAGGAUUGACAGAUGUAGAGAGAUGGCCAGAGAUGGAGCAUAUUCCAGCGUCACCAACGUUAAAUAAUGCUUACACACUCACUCAAGCUUCAAAAUCAUCUGAUCUCAUCAAACCUGACGACGUACCGGCAACGCGAGGAUCCAGUUUACAAUAUACCCAGACUAUCGUUGGACCUGGUCGUUCUUUAGCUUUGAGUAUGCGUACAAACGCUAGAUUAUCGCAGGAUGUCGCUGGUAGGCGCCGUGCUCCAGUUGAGCAACGUCAACGAUAUUUGAAACCUGGAAAAAGCGAUGUAGAUUCCAGUCAUGAUGAGCCACCACCUGUUAUCGUACAUGGUGAGGAUAAUGAGGAGUCUGACACCGACAAUAUCCAAACAAUACAAUCGGAUGAGGAUGAGGACGAUUACGUAGUUGAUUAUGAUUCUCAAUUAGUUAGAAAUGGUACUUCACCAUCAUCCGCUUCAUACAAUGUCACAUCGCAAGUACCGAAUAACAAUUCAUUGUUGACCAACGUCAAUUCACAAACACUUUCAAGUGCAGAUAUACCAUUGCAAACUAGAAAUACCCAUACUUACUUAGAGACCAGGCCUAGAGGAACUAGUACCUCUACAGCUGAUGCAGAUGAUGAGGAUGACUUCAGGCAACAACAAAUUCCACGUAUUGCAUCCAAAAUACCAGAUGAACAGACAAGUAUUGGCAAAUUCAGCAAGACGACCACAAAUAGUCCGCCAAUUUCAGUUGCACAACCACCACAUAGUCCUCUAGCAUUGGCAGUCCACAACAAUACGUCAAGGUUGCUAGAUAGCAAAAGACCACUGACAAUGACCAGAGGUAACAGUCUAAGUGCUGUUGAGGAGUUGAAUCAGGAGACACAACAGCCCCAAGUGCAGUCAAAUGACUCGCGGCAAAGUCCCCAGAGUGCGGUUGCCAAUAGAUUUAGAUCUGCCUCAGUUUCUACUACCACUACCACUGCUCAUGCUAUCGACGAUCGUAAAGUCGAUCCGCGGAUAUUGCAAAAGAUAAACAAAGAAAAGGAUAAAGAUAAUGCCAAAGCCGAUUUACUGAAGAAGCGACCACUACAUCCACCUCAGCAAAGUACAGUCUCUGCUCUAAGUAAGCUCAUACAAACCAAAACAGAAGCCCAGAAAGCUUCUCAGAACGGAAGAGAAGUUAGCUAUAACCCAUUCAGAAGGCUUUAUGCUGCUAUGGACGCCUCUGAAAUUGGCUCCUCUGUGAAGUUGAGCUUGUACUUCCCCCACUCAAACAAACCAAGAGAACCAAUCCGUGUACAAAUACGCAAAGAUGCCACUUGUGAAGAGGUGAUUGGUUUUGGAUUGUACUUAUUUGUUGAACAACGAGAGAAAGAUAGCAAGGAAAUGCUAGGAAAUAACACCGAUGAUAUUAAAUGGACGCCCGAAGGUUGGAAUUUGAGAAUAGUUGAGGAAGAUGGUGAAGUCGACGAGGAUUUCCCUGCAUUGGAUAGGCUGAGACCGGUAUCAAAGUUCUCAUUUGACGAGCUUGCAAUAUGUGAAGCUACAGCAGCUCAAGUUCGUUCCAAUCAACUGGCGGUUUCUAAAGUGCAGCGCCGUCAAUCGCGGAUAACAGAGGAUCCAUUCACUGGCACGGUCAAUAGCAAUAACAGUAAUGGUUCUACUGGCAAUCCAUUACUUGCUCCAAGUAAUCCAACCAACGCAUCCUCAUCUUCCUUAGAAGGAGCCAUAGAGCAAAGCCAUCAGAUCAUAACACCAACUUUAUCAAGAAGCGCAACUGCUGGUGUCAGUAGCUCACUUGCUCCAAGUGUUUACUUGAGAAUAGAAGUACAUCCAACUGCCGAUGUCAGCUACACGACCACUGUUAGUGUACCGAGCGAUAUGUACUUACAGGACGUAUUGGAAAUGGUUUGUACGAAGAAGAACCUUAAGAAUCCGAAUAGCUGGGCGUUACUCGUCAAGUCUGCUGCUCUAGUUAUACCACUUGACAGAACAGUUGCUUCAUUAGAAGGUGUAUCAUCGUUGAUGCUCGUCAAGCGCUCUCAUAUUGACGCUGAUCUGCGUUUGGAUAGGCGUAUGGAGAUGGCUAGAAGUACUAAUCCAAAUGCAUCAAUCUUCAAGCGCUUGAGUAAGGAUCCAAGAAGUACGAUAGGUUCACGUCAAGGCACAAAUUCAGCGCUUGAUUAUACAUCAGCUUAUAGGAAGUACACAGUCAACAGACGUAUAUUGGGAUUGGUCGGUAAACAUGAGCGUGUCUUGGCUAUCGAUGGUGAUUGGAUACACUUGAUGCCUCCUGAACAGAAAGCUGCACUUAUUGAUUCAAGCACAAAAACACGUUCUUACCAUGCAGCCAACAUUAAAACGUGCAAACAGAUUAAGAAAGGUGAACAACAUUUCAGAAUUGAUUUCUGGCGUGGAGGUAAUCACGUUAAGCGAUACGAAUUUGAAGCAGAGAGUGUGAGAGAAGCUAAUGAAAUAAUCACCCAAGUAAAAAACUUGAUGGCUUUGUUCAAAAGUGAACGCAAUCAACUCGCUCGGAUAGCUUCGAAGAACGAAUAUUAUUAGAACACUCUCGAGUGAAAGUCUAAUUCAUGAUAUUUGUACAAGAUGCAUAGUUAAAUUAAAGAUUAGCUUGUGUACCACCUGAUAAAAAGGAAUGGAGAAGGAAUGUAAACUUCUAAUCGUUCUAAUAGAACUUUUUAGUCCAUGUCCAUGCUCAUUUUCUGACCAGAUCCACCUGCAGAAGCAAGAUUUGAACGUUUGGCAGGUACUUUGACCUUUUGUUUGACUGUUUGAGCGGAUGCAGCAGCUUUUGCGCUUGCUUUGAUACCAGGGAGAAGGUUGAUUGAUUUUGAGACCUCCUUCUUGUCUGCCAAUUUGCGUCUUUGUGAGUUUGCGGCCAUUCUGUUCUUCCAGAAAGCGACUUCACGACGUUUACGAAUUUCACCAACUCUGUUCAUAGCCUUGAGUGUAGCUGCUACUAAUUGUCUGUUGUAUCUGACUGGUACGUGUCUACGCUUCUCAAAUUCGAGAGUUGAAUC